GAGUCCUGCGCUCUGCGUCUGGACGCAUAGGUCUGCAAGACGGUCAGCCCGAGGUGGAGCCGGAAGUGCUACGGUUAGGCCUCAGAGCCCCUCUGUUUGCCAAGGGGCGGUCGUUUUCUCCACCCCGCUCCUGGUCCCUUGUCCCCAGUGACCCAGAAGCCAGAGCCCCAGUCAGGGCGGGGCGGCGCAGCCCCAACUCCCGGACCCGGAAGAAGCGUCAUCUCGCCCCUCCGCCAUGGAGCCCACCGUGCCAUCCCUCACCGAGGAGGACCUGACUGAAGUGAAGAAGGACGCUCUUGAAAAUCUGCGUGUUUACCUGUGUGAGAAAAUCAUAGCUGAGAGACAUUUUGAUCAUCUACGUGCAAAAAAAAUCCUCAGUAGAGAAGACACUGAAGAAAUUUCUUGCCGCACAUCAAGUAGGAAAAGGGCUGGAAAAUUGUUAGACUACUUACAAGAAAACCCCAAAGGACUAGACACUCUUGUUGAAUCUAUUCGACGGGAAAAAACACAGAACUUUCUGAUACAGAAGAUUACAGAUGAAGUACUGAAACUCCGAAAUAUAAAACUAGAACAUCUCAAAGGACUGAAAUGUAGCAGCUGUGAGCCUUUUCCAGAUGGAGCCACAAACAGCCUUUCUAGGUCAAAUUCAAAUGAGAGUAAUUUCUCUGAAAAACUUCGAGCAUCCACUGUCAUGUACCAUCCGGAAGGAGAAUCCAGCACAGCUCCCUUUUUUUCUACUGAUUCUUCUUUGAAUUUGCCUGUCCUGGAAGUAGGCAGAACUGAAAAUACCAACUUCUCUUCAACUACACUUCCUAGACCUGGGGACCCUGGGGCUCCUCCUUUGCCACCAGAGCUGCAGUUAGAAGAAGGAGGAACUUGUGGAAACUCUAGUGAGAUGUUUCUUCCCUUAAGAUCACGUGCUGUGUCACGGCAGUGACACUUUAUUGCCUUUUAUUUUUUUUAAUAGUGACAAAAGAUGUUUCAAAGGGUAUAAUCUUUUUAUAAAACUACUAUAAUGAUUUACUUACAUUUGAUACACGUCUUUUAAAAUACAAUGUAAGCAUAUUUUGUAAAUAGAGUUUUUUAGCAUAAAAGACUCAUACUUUUAGGGAUAGCUAUAUAUAAAUAAUGUUGGUCAUACACUUCUCAGUAUUUUCUGUUUUUUUAUUUUUCAGAUUUUUUAUGUCGUAAGGCUGAUUUUUAUAGGGAAUAUUCUAUUUGGGAAUAGACUGUUAUGCUUGGAAUAAUGUUUCUCAUUGUAUUUGUACUAGAUAUUUUCAGAGGCUAAUAAAAAAAAUAGUCUUUUCCAACACUUUAGCAGUAAAUUUUCAGCAAUAAGCUGCUCUUAUUUGUUAACAAAGCCAACCACUAAUAGCAGAGAAUCUCUCAUUCAGUUGGUCUCACAAGGUCUCCUCAUUCUGGAGAAACUCCUAAUGAAGUUUGAGCCACCUAAGGUCUAUCUCAAUUUGCCAAAAUUCAUUUCUUAUUAAUCUUACUGAUACUGCUUUCUUUGGAUUUUCAGUGUUUGCUUUAUCAUUUUUUUCCUAAAGAAAAAUAUCUUAGUAUGAACCUCAAUUAUUACAUGUAAUUUGAUGCGAUUUAAAAAAAAAAAAAAACUUCUGAACUUUUUGUUCUCUUUUAAAUGAGUACUACUGUAUGGUUGAAAUAACUAGAACAAGCCAGGCAUGGUGGCUCAUGCCUGUAAUCCUAGCUAAUCAAGAGGAUCAUGGUUUGAAACCCUGGCAAAAAAUUUAUGAAACCUCAU
Molecule: messenger RNA, 1765 nt
Organism: Castor canadensis (American beaver)
Lineage: Eukaryota; Metazoa; Chordata; Mammalia; Rodentia; Castoridae
Gene: Bcl10
Product: BCL10 immune signaling adaptor
Biological process (GO): apoptotic process; positive regulation of extrinsic apoptotic signaling pathway; adaptive immune response
Cellular component (GO): CBM complex; cytosol
Molecular function (GO): NF-kappaB binding; transcription coactivator activity; kinase activator activity
Source: RefSeq, a predicted model, not a curated record